AUCCACAAGCGAGCGCGGUCUGGGAACGCUCACAGCUGACAGGAACGCGUCGUGGGAUAGUAUUCUCUCGCGCCUUCCUGGCAGAGGACAAAGCGGACUGUGUCGAUACAUCACGCCUCGAUAGCGUGCGCGGUAUAGCAUCGUGUCAACCGUGGACGCUCCAGUGCGGAUUACACCGCUUUCAGCGGACCCGUAAUCUCGUUUCUCCCGAAUUGCGCCCACCUGAGGAACGCUCGAUCAGGCUAUGCUCCGGACAGCCACUAACGAAGACCCGCCCUCGUGAGGCCCCGGGCUUCAACCUCGGGACAUUUUAUAAAGGGGUAGGCAGAGGACGGCAAUCUACCGCUGCGGCAAAUGUUUAAUCUGGAACGUUUCCCGGAACAUCUGGACACCGCUCGAGGCAGACACACCACCCUUCACAGCAGUACAGACAGGAGAUGCGGAGAAAACCACCAUCAUUGACCACCUUGGGGGAGGAGCCUGUCUCGGGUGUUUCUUCGACGCCACUGCUGAUCGUAUUCGUCGUGAUAGCGACAUGGCCGACCUGGGGUGCUCCUACCGUCUGUUACGCCAGCGGACUAAACAAGGACGUCGAAGAGCCGUCCAAGAUCCAUCAAGGUGACUCGUAUUUCCUACCUCGGAAGCCGAACGAUACUGGUGUCGUUAAAGACAGCGGAAGAGGGUUUUUUCCGCCGAGGUGUCCGCUAACCGACUCGUGCAAGAACCGCUGCGGAGAUCCCUCGGAUGAUGAGGAGUACACGUGCCACUGUGACCCAUCUUGCGUAAAAUACGGUGACUGCUGCGUUGACGUCCAAAGGCACUGCUCGCUGGAGCCCUUGGCUGUCGACCCGCCCUCACUGCGCCCUCCUUGCAUGUACGAAACAGAUUUCCCGCUGGACCAGUCCUUCUUCUACGUAUCCACGUGUCCCGACGGUGUAGACCUCAACAGCGACGACGAGGAAGACGACGUAAAGGUUUUGGGCGAAGACGGCAUCGUCUACGCGAAUGACGCGCGCGCUCGUUGCAAUGGCGCGACAAAUGCCGUGCCGCUGGCUCUACUGGACGAUACAGAAGCCGAGAGCGGCAACCAUUCGACACGCUACUUUGUCAGGACCUGCGUGCAGGCCGUUGGCACGUGCAAAAUUAAGAAAACGGUGUUUGGCGAGCGGAACCUGGAAGUCUUGUGCGCGGCAUUCCAGGGUCCCGUGAGGUCGUUCCAGACGCCUAACCGAAAGCGGAAGCUCUACAAGAACGCCUACUGCGCGCUCUGCAACGGCGACGUGCCGGACCUUCGUUGCCCUGGCGGGGUGGCGACCUAUAGCCAAAAAGAAAUGGCGAGCUCGCUGUUCCAGGACACCAGAGAGAAGAGCUACGAGGCCACGGACGACAUUCCUUCGGCUUUUUCCAUUGUCCUCAACUUUGGUUUAGACGGAGUGGAGAAAUACAGGUUCUCUUCGGAAAGCAAAGAAACGAUGAUGCGCAAUGAGCAGCGAUGUAAGGAUGGGUUCAUUUGGGAUCCUUUCGCCGAACUUUGCCGGCAAUUGUAUUGUGGUACUCAGUUCACUUUGGUGAAUUCGAAGUGCAUACAGAAACCUCAGGACAGUGUAGAACACAAUGUCAGUAACGCGUCCCUGUUCAAAGUUAGGAGCACUAACUACAGCCGCAUUACGGUCGUCAUGAAUAUCAGUCUGGAUCGUUCCAGUGACGUACGCAUGGAGGACUUGAAGCAUUCUAUCACCAGCAGUUUUGUUGAAUACUACAACAUAUCUAAUGACAGGAUUAAAAAUAUGGCCGUCACCAUAUUGUGGGAUCCCGAAAGAGUGCAACAGUACCUAGAAAACUCGGACAACGUGUUAGUAGUUGAAGAGGGCAACUACGAGCACGAAGACGGCUACGUACCAGAUCCUGCCAAUAGCAGCGGCUCGCCGGCGACUUUGAUUGCGCACUUCGACCUUUACGAACCCACGAAAGACGAUCUCGAACCUUCAAUAAGCUCGAUAAUCGAUUCACUGGCGGGAAGCUUCAGCGUUAACUCGAUUCUCCUCAAAGAACUCAACACGACGGCAGCGGUGAGUAGCGUGCUGUCGAAGCCGCUUGUCCUCGACGACUGGUGCGGCGAACAGGACGGAGGCAUAUGGCGCGAGUACUGGAACGACGAAUUCGUGUUCCUGCCCAGAACCGAGAACGGCACGGGCAUCGGCAAGGUGUACGUGAACAAGACUGGUCGGGUCUUCAAGACGGGAGACUUCGUGGCCAACGUCCUCAUCCGAGUCACCGGCGACCAGAAAUCGCCGGUGACCACUAACAGCAUUGUGAUCGUGUGCGACCGCGGAACAGGACUUCCCAGGUCGUGUCCCUGCGUGGAAUUCAACAUGACGCAAGUGAAGAUAUUCGAGAACGACACGCUCAUGCUCUACGCCGGACCUGGCCCUCUUUCCGUCGCGUGCCGCCACUACCAGCUCAUGCCUUACGGAAAGGUGUGCCUCUGCUUGGACGAACUGCGACAGGGGCUCAGAAUCCGUGGCCAGCUAUUCGACGGACCAAUCAUGGCCCUCAUCAGCCUCGUGCUGAGCGCCAUAUCGCUACUGUGCCUCGUGCUCGUGCUAACCACUUACUCGCUGUUCGCCGAGCUUCGCAAUCUACCAGGAUGGAACAUCAUCUUUCUGACCGGCUCGCUCUUCGUCAUGCAACUGGCUUUCCUGCUGAGCCAGCGACAGUCCGUGCAGGGCGUAGCCUGUAGAGCGGCGGCCAUCGUCUGCCACUACACGGUCAUCAACUCCUUCUUCUGGAUGAACGUCCUCGCUUACGACCUGUACAAGACAUUCAGGACGAGUGGCAGUUCCAUGGGUGGCACACGCAAGGUUUUCCGCCACCUGCCCUUCUACAUGCUGUACGCCUUCGGCACGCCGCUCGCCAUCGUGGGCGCAUGCGUGGCAUUGGACUACUUCGAUACCCUGCUGUCCCCGUCGUAUGGCUUGUUCGGCGUCUGUUGGAUCGUGAACAAACUGUCCGCGCUGGCAUUUUUCGCCGUGCCCGUGGCGGUGCUCCUACUGCUGAACUUUGUCUUCUACGUCAUGACCGUCUACUCUGUGCAUAGCGUAGCCAGGCAGAAGCCGGGCACCAUCCUGCGCCGCCACAGCGACAAGGGCCCGGCAACGGCGGCCACGUACGUGCGCAUGGCGACCGGCAUGGGCCUGACCUGGGUGUUCGGCUUCGUCGCGGCUUUCGUGCGCAGCUCCGAAGCCGCCAGGACCGCCUUCACCUACCUGUUCAUCGUGUGCAACACGCUGCAGGGCCUGUUCCUGUUCUACGCGUUCGUGUGCAACCGGAAGACGUACCACCUGUACAGGGCGCUGUUCUGCAACGUGCGCCGCGGAGCCCGAGCCAAGCUCAGCACUUCCAGCUCCGUCAGCUCCGUCUCCACGGUCACCAGCCAGGCCAGCUUGGCUUCCGUGCGCUCUACGCAGUCGGCACGAACAGCGAACCAAUGAGCCGCCAGCGACGAGCUCCUUCGUACUUGCAAAACGCGAGGGGGCGUAUACGUAUACGGUGCAUAUGCAAAUCAUAUAUGCUCCACAGUGUCGGGAACAUGUAUACACGAAUGCACAAUGUACGCGGCACAGAUGACCAGUGUUGGUACAUUGAUCGAACAGUUCGAAGGGACAAAAACGACAGAAGAGCACAGGACGAGCGCAUUUCUAUCAUCGGAAAGGUUUUAUUAGAGACGGGUCAAUGCGUGAAUGAGCGCCUAAGGCGUAACAAUGGAUUUCUCUGAAAGGGACGCCAACUUCCUAUUUGUCUCGGCAUCGUCGAGAUUGCAGCUGCCUCCAAGGUUGGACGAAACCAACAUUCCCUUUAAACACGUGAAACCGUCGAGGCGUUUUCUCACUGAAUACAAUUAACAAUAACACACUUGUGAGAGUCAAGCUUCCGUCACCAUGCACGAUGUACCUAUAUGGCGAGAUCAAUAAAUAAAUAAAUAAAUAAAUAAAUAAAUAAAUAAAUAAAUAAAUAAAUAAAUAAAUAAAUAAAUAAAUAAAUAAAUAAAUAAAUAAAUAAAUAAAUAAAUAAAUAAAUAAAUAAAUAAAUAAAUCAUCGAGUUUAAUUACAUCGUGUAGAUGUGGGAAAGCUUCGGCAAAAAAGCGAAACAAUUCGCUAGAAGAAAGCCCAAGCCCCCUUAUACAAGGCACACAACAGCAGCAUACAAGCUUGUUACAUGUAUACAUGGAUGAUGGAUAAUGUAUGUAUGUCAAUUUACAGUUUCUGAGAAUGUAACAAAUAAGUUACACGAUUAUAUAAAUUUUACAAGGCACUAGCUUGUAUUUUCUGCUUUAACACCGUUAGGUAAUUUAUGUGUUCUCAGAAAUACAGAGAAGCAUUUGUUUUAAAAAUAAGCAUUCUGUUACAAUUGAUUUUCAUAAAACAAACUGCAACAAUGGCCUUGAACUCUCUACUUGGGGUUGGAAAAGCAACAAAAUCACACACACACACACACAAAAAGUAUUUCAGCACAAUUGUGUUUGUCCAUGAUUUCCACGAGAUGAUUUCCUGAAGCCUGUUCUGGAACAGAUAAAUUGGAAUGUAAUCCCACCUUCGUCUGCGCCGCUGACAAGUUAUGGUCAUUCGGCAUGCGCACGCGUAAUUGUGCUUCGCAUUUAUAUGUCAGUCUCCAAUAAAACCCUUUCAGUUGACGGAAAGCGCUCGCCCUCUUUGUCCCUUCGCGCUUUCCUAAUAAUGAAACCACACCAACUUGCCCAAUUCGCCAUUUUGUUGACCAGUGUUGGGCAUCGAUAGCUGCACUUCUACUACGAAGUGCUUCGCCUUCCAGACUAAAAGCGGGUCAAGCGCUGCUAUACACGUGACUAACGUACAUGAGCCAGAGACUGAUUUCACAAACCUUCUCGUUGGUAAGAGCGGUCUAUCACUGGCCGGCUGCCAUCGCUAAAAAUAGGACCAACACCACGAUUAUCUAGCAUCUACUCAGGAACUAGUCUGGUAUAAGAGCGUUUUUUUCUUUCUUUCUUUUUUUUUUUUUUUU
Dermacentor silvarum is the source of this 5038-nucleotide messenger RNA. RefSeq lists its product as uncharacterized. Lineage: Eukaryota; Metazoa; Arthropoda; Arachnida; Ixodida; Ixodidae. Gene Ontology annotation, molecular function: G protein-coupled receptor activity. The transcript has 4 exons. Gene Ontology annotation, cellular component: membrane. The record is from RefSeq and is a predicted model, not a curated record. Gene Ontology annotation, biological process: cell surface receptor signaling pathway; G protein-coupled receptor signaling pathway. The coding region runs from base 438 to 3491 and encodes 1017 amino acids.